Pongo pygmaeus (Bornean orangutan) is the source of this 27091-nucleotide messenger RNA. It is a transcript of the gene PDE4B, whose product is annotated as phosphodiesterase 4B. Bases 23675 to 25186 code for a protein of 503 amino acids. Gene Ontology annotation, biological process: signal transduction. Lineage: Eukaryota; Metazoa; Chordata; Mammalia; Primates; Hominidae. Gene Ontology annotation, molecular function: 3',5'-cyclic-nucleotide phosphodiesterase activity. The record is from RefSeq and is a predicted model, not a curated record. The transcript is spliced from 10 exons.
AGCAUUGCAAAAUUGAAGAGGAAGAAAGGAAGGAAGGUAUGUGUAAGUCUGGCUUGAAAUGAGUUUUAUUAAAAACACCUCAAUUCUUGUCUGCACAUUUUUGAAGAGUGUAAAAAAAAAUGGAGGAAGUUACCUCCAGUGGUUUUGUGGCUUUUUAAGUAUGACAUACAGGAUAUUGAAUUUAACCCCUGUUUAUCCUGAAGUGUAUGAAUAUUUCGGGGAUAAACAAAGCAACUAUUCUUUGAAAUAUGCGUCUGUGGCCAAGUGAUUCCAGUUACUUGGAAUCACAGUUCUGUUGAUUCUCUUUUCUGCUUCAAGUAUUUGCGCACCACAGACAUAAGAUUAUUCAUAUAAUAAUUUUUAAAAACUACGUGGUCUUGCUAGAAUUUCUGUAUAAAUGUAUAAAAAUGUCUUUUAAAUAUGGCAGGAAUGUUAUAUUAGAACUCCAUAUGAGAUUUUACAUUUUAUUAGUGCCUAUUGUGUGUUUGUAUUUCAGAAAGCUUGGUAGAGUUUAUAAAUGCUAUUUCUCUCAAAAACAGUCAUGUAUGUAGGAGAGUCCAAGUGCUUUUUACAACUCUCUGUAGCUUCAUUAAUUCAUCUAGCAUUUAUAAAGUUUUAAUUCAGUGUUUAUUAAGAUAGAUUUCUUAAGCCAGUAACCUGAAGUAUUUGUUUAGACUCACAAACUUUUGGAUAUAAAAUGACAUGUUAAGGAUAUGUGAAAAGAAUUUUAAUUAUCUAGCAAAAAAAUGUGAUUUUCACAACAAUAUCUUUUGUAUGAACCACCAACAAUAUUUCCAGAAAGUCUAGAGUCUUAGGGCAACAAAUCAGAGCCCCCAGCUUUAAUCAAAAUAAAAAUCUGCAGUGUUCACAUCUGGCUCCACCUGAAAGUCCGGUUCAGAAUUUCCCUGUGAUCCUGGCACUUGCAGAAGGGAAGUUUUAGCUUUGUUUAGUAUAACAAGAGCUGCAGGACUCCCAGGCCAAUAAACGUGUUCACGUAAAACUCCAGACAGCUUCUUUUAGACUGGAGUCUUAUCAGGGAGACCUCAUUUUCCCUCUAAUUAAAGGAAAGAUUUAAGGGAGAGAAAGGGAUAGCCUAUGCCUCUUACUUGUGCGGGUCAGUGUUCGCUGAAUUAAAAGUUAUUCCAACAUGAACACAUUCCUCAGGAUGAAUGACUGCCUAGACUUUGAACGUAAUGGUCAACCAGUUUUCACCCGAAGUUUGACUGUUUCAUUUAGAAGAAAAGCAAAAUGAGAAAAAGCUUUCCUCAUUUCUCCUUGAGAUGGCAAAGCACUCAGAAAUGACAUCACAUACCCUAAAGAACCCUGGGAUGACUAAGGCAGAGAGAGUCUGAGAAAACUCUUUGCUGCUUCUGCCUUUAGUUUUAGGACACAUUUAUGCAGAUGAGCUUAUAAGAGACCGUUCCCUCCGCCUUCUUCCUCAGAGGAAGUUUCUUGGUAGAUCACCGACACCUCAUCCAGGCGGGGGGUGGGGGGAAACUUGGCACCAGCCAUCCCAGGCAGAGCACCACUGUGAUUUGUUCUCCUGGUGGAGAGAGCUGGAAGGAAGGAGCCAGCGUGCAAAUAAUGAAGGAGCACGGGGGCACCUUCAGUAGCGCCGGAAUCAGCGGUGGUAGCGGUGACUCUGCUAUGGACAGCCUGCAGCCGCUCCAGCCUAACUACAUGCCUGUGUGUUUGUUUGCAGAAGAAUCUUAUCAAAAAUUAGCAAUGGAAACGCUGGAGGAAUUAGACUGGUGUUUAGACCAGCUAGAGACCAUACAGACCUACCGGUCUGUCAGUGAGAUGGCUUCUAACAAGGUAAGAGAUGAUCUUUUUAUUCAUUAAAGUGUGAUCAUGCAGGGAGCUCCAGCUCCCCUCACCCCUGUCUGCAGCAGAGUGCACCAGGGAAUGCUACCAACCCUAAGAAUAUGUUUGUUGCUUUGUCUAGAAGAUUCUGUUCCAACGUGUCACACUCUACUUGUGUCUUGAUGCUACAACAAAAGUUUAAAAUCCUCAGUACGCUUCAAUUUCCAGAAACCAAACUUCUCUCUUACUGAUGCAGUUUGGAAUAGGUUUAAGGUGACAGAUGUCUGUCUGUAAAGCUUCCAAAUCAAUAUAAAAUUGAAAGUGCUUUAAAAUUUUUUUGCAAUUAUCAGGAAGCUAAAAUCUGAGUGAGUCUUGUUGCAUUGCAAUCAGGUGUCACAUAUUUAUUUUUAAACAAGAAAGUAGUUUAACCUUCAUAUAUCAAUGGGAAAGAAUGGUCUGCAUUCAAGUUUGAUAAAUUUCCUCUAAGAAGAAGGAUAUCCUGGGAUUUUCUAAGAUUUCUUUUGUGAUGCUGGCAUGACCUAAGAUAGAAAAGAAACAAUAUGCUUUGUCUCCAAAACCAGAGGUUUUCUUUAUUUUAAGUUUGCUGAUUUUCAUAGUGAAAUCAUUUAAAAUUGCUUCAUGCAUACUGCCCCCAGAAUGGUUUUAUUUACAAUCCCCACAAAGCUUAAUGUUGAAGAGCCUUAAUUAUCUAUCAUUAUAUCAUUUGUUUAAUUAACACCUGGACUUAGAAUGCUAAUUUAUGUAGUGAGAGUUGUUGCUUUUUGUUUGUAUUUUUACCUUGGAGAAUAUUAUAUUAAAUACGUAUCAUUAUAAAGUUAUACAAAGUUAUAUAUGUGUGUGUACACACACACACACACACACAUACACUUUGUUAAAAAGCCUUACACCAUACUUUCAUAGGUGCACAUUUCAGAGUCCCAGUCAUUCUAGUCUGAGGUAUCAUCUUGUUGUCUACGUUUCUGGGGCUGAGAAGAGAUUUUGCUCCACACCUGCCAGCAUGCCCUUUCCAGCCCUGAGGUGCACCAGUGAGUGUGUGUCCCUUCUCCAGCUUUCCUGGGGUAAAAGUACCACCUUUGGAUCAAGGCUUGCUGGCUGCCACUCAGAGGAUCUGCGCAGAGGAAGCAGUGUGUCCUCAGGAGAUCCUGAAGGAGGGGAGGGGGGACUCUUCCUACUUGGAACUCUUUGUUUAUUGGUUAAUGAAAGGGCAAAAAUAAGUCCCUUUCUAAAAUUCUAGUUUAGAGUUUAAGUUGGAAGGGGAAAAAAAGAAAAUAACACAUUUGAGGAUUAACUAUUUAUUGACUUUUCUCUGAAGUUCUCAAUUGAAGGUUAAACUCAGGGAUUUUCCAGGCUGGGGUAAAACUCAACCAACUGCUUCCCCAUGAGGAGGGCUUUGCUGUGUAACUUCUCCAAAUCACACUGGGACUCCAUGUAGAAGGACUUUCAUAAGGCUUGAGCCUACUUUGGAGCAUUAGCAGACACUCUGUUCCCUGUAUUUUGUGGUAAUUGACGGCUAUGCAAGAUGUAGAUCCAACAUUUAUGGGGUAGUUUUUCAACAGCUUUCACCAUAGAGAACAUGGCAAACUUCAAUAGUCACCAAAAUAUACUAACUAGAAUCACCAAGAUAAAGCAGGCAAUUAACUCCAAGAAAAGAAAAAGAGUACCCCCUGAGAAACUACAAAUUGCCAUUAAUUUUCAUUUUGAAUGUCAAUAUGCUGUAGUAUUCUAAUCCCAUUCAUGCCUUGAGUGCUGGAAUUAGACAUUGACACUGUCUUGCAAAUUUAUUAAAAAUAAUCUUAUUCAGCAUGGUAGUUAGUAAGGCUCUGAGACCAGGCACUCUGUAGACACGGGUGAGGAUUCCAAUCCCUCAGGCUUCCGCUCCUCCUUUAUGGUGUUGUGUGCAGGAAGCAAUGAAAGUUGAAUAGAGCUAACCCUAACAAAAGGGCUAACCUUCAAUGCUGACACAGUUAGCUUAAGUAAAAAGCAUGCAGCCUCAGUCAUUUUCUAAAUCUACAGUGGAAAUGUUGUCAGGCAAAGCAAUUAUUUAGUGCGUGAAUGAUGCCAACUGACAGCUAAGAUUAAUUUUUAAAAAUAUCUCUUUACUACCUUUAAAAAAAUUAUUGAUUUUUCAGAUAAUUGUCUCAGGUUAAGCUUGAGCAUAACAUGCACCAUGACACAUAUGAUAUAAGGCAAUGAGGCCAGGAAGUGGUGGCUCACGACUGUAAUCCCAGCACUUUGGGAGGUCAAGGAAGCACUUUGGGAUUGCUUGAGCCCAGGAGUUCGAGAUAAUGCAAUGCAAACAUUUUUGGGGCCACCAGAAAGAAAUUGAUCUACACCAGUUCUUUGGGAACUGAAUUAUCUGUGGCAAAAAAAAUUAUAUUCCAUAUUCAGUUUUCAAUGUUGCUGAAAUUAUCUGAGAUUUCCAUCCAAGUUGACAUCUUAAAACUUUAUCGUGAUCAUCAGUCCCAUUACUAUGUAGUCUUAUUUGGCCAUAUUUUGCUUACCCUUGUCAACUAAGGAGCCAGUGUAAAUCUCUGAGUUGCAGAUCUGGAAGUGAUGUGAAGAAAUGUUAUAGAGGGAGUGUACUUAUCAGUGGUAUCCACUACAUUUUUGCAAAAACUCUGUGUUCCUAGUUCUGUUUCAGCUAAGUGGCCACUAAGUUUUGUUUGCAAUGUCUGAUCUUAAGAACAGUGAUAGGUGAAAUCAUGUUAUGCUGAGGGGUAUUUGGGAAUUACAUAAAUGCAGUCUAUAUGCAACUGGUAGAGAGUUAACUGUGUUUGGUGGAGGAAAAGCAAGCACCUUUCAUCUUUACUUCAUCUAGGUAGGGUUGUGCUUUUUUAGUUUGUUUGUUUUCCUUAAUCCUUCAAAUUUUGAAGAAAACUAAGUGAUUCAAAUCUCCUAAAAGACUUUCUCAAAUGUACUUCAUAGCCUAGAGAGUUAGAUAGGAAACAUCGUCCUCUCUUUGGCCCAAAUUUCUCUGAUCUCUUAAUGCUGGCCACAGUCCAGAUGGAAUUCCAGAAUUUUAGAGAACGAUGCUGCCUGGUAGGUUAGUCUUGUAAAUUAUUUUCCUCCAAGAAUUACUAGAAGAUGGAAUAAGUUCAGCAGAAGUUUUACAAGGCAAUGGUAUUGUUAUUUAAGAUGAAAAGGAUGGCUAGUGAACCUCCUGCCAGCUGCCCAAAUUCGAUUAGACAUGUUAGAGCUAGCUGUUUUGCUGAACAACAGAUUGCCUUCUUAGAAUUGUUCAUUAAUUUUGUGUUUCAAUUUUCAUCACCUCCUGAAUUAGAAGAAUUGCCUUACACUUCAGCAAAAUGCAUCAGAGCAUGAGUUUCUCAGUGGCAAAACAGUCAGAUGUUUUGAAAACAGGAUGCUUUGGCUCUCCAUUAUAAAAAGAGGAACGGAAAGAGAAACAGUAUAGAAAGGAAGAAAGCAAAUAGCCUCAGCAGGGUCCCCAGCCCAACAACGGCAUAAACAGUGACCUAUCUUCCUGACCUUCACUGUGGCUCAGUUCCUGACCUCGUGUCACCAAAGCCAACCAACGUCAUUAGAGGAGGAUAGGAGGAAUGGCGCAGCUGCUGUUAGGGUGACUAGAAUUUCCUGUCUGCUUCCUGACAGACGCAGUCAGAAAAGUACAGGGUUGCAACAACAGUGGCUGAGGAAGGACCAACCCAGAACAAUCCCAGGGAGGCGUAAUUGUGACUGGUGGGGAAUGGGGAGGUGUUCCUUCCCUCAUUGUACUGAGAAACCUAGUCUUUCACCUAGAAUUUUCAGGUGAAAAACGUCAAAAGGGUCAUUCUUACCCAGAAUGCUAAAUGUGUUUCAAAAGAUGAACUUACUGUGGUAUUCAGAAAGGAGCUAUAUUCAAGCAACUAGUCACUGUCUUCACUUCCCCCACAAACACCCUCCACUGUCCUUUUCGUUCUCCAUUGGUUUUGCUCUGGGGCUGUUUUAUAUGCAGUACAAAGGUUGGGUGCUGCUGGGUGAAAAUGGAUAUUCUGUUGUUGAAAAGAGUGGCCUUGUGUAUUAGUACUUUUUUUUUAGAAUGAAGCGUUAGGACCUAGCACUUGAGUAAAUGUUUGCUAAGAUAGAAAUGGGAGAUAGAUGGUCCUUUUUCUCUUAAGGCAUUGUGAAGUCGGCUACAGAUAACCAUCAUGAGGAAGUGAGUCCUCCUGGCUACGCAGGCUUAUUUUUCCAGUUCUUCAGGUGCAGCCAUACUACAGUACUAAACACAGAGCACAAAGGCAACUAAUUGCCAGUGCUCUUGGGUGUGCGGGAUAAAGUCACACGAUUCUACCAGGCCCCGAGCCAGCUGGGAAUUAGGCUGCAUGACACUGGAUGGUGAUCAUGACAGGCUGAUUGCCCUAAUGAGGGGUGAACCAUUUUGUAUUUAACUGAAUAAUCAAUAACUAUGGAAAAUGCCAGCUCCCGCAGAACUGACAGGAAAUAGAUCUUACUGGCCAAUGGAUUCAUCUUAGAACUCUGUAAGAGAGAAGGUAGACAGGCGCUCAGUCCUUGAAAGGAAUAUUCAUGCCACUUUUGCCUAAAAUGUAAUGAUAUGAUUACUGCAGUGCCGCCCUUAGCAUAAGAUGGAUCCAUUUGCUGGGCCCUGUGCUGUAAUCAGAGGGCCUUAGCCUGGCCUUCCUUCUGCUGCCCUCCGCCCCAGUAAGUAAGGAGUUGGCCGGGCCAAGGGAGCAGCUUUGCUCCCCUCUCUAAACUACAUUUUGCAUCUGCUGGACCCCCACAUUCUCUGUCCAAAUGGCUUUGAACCCACUUCCCGGCCAUACAAGCCUCUUCCUGGGAUGUGCUGCAGGCAUACACACCCUUAGGCCUAAGGAGUUUAACCAAGAGGCAGCAAUGAGAGGUGUGAAGAGACUUGUGUAGAAGGAACUUGGGCAAGCAAGCUGCGGUCCAGGACUCACGCCGACUGCUCACAGGUCCCUGGAGAUGGAAGGACAUGGGGAAAGAAGAGGGCCAACCCAUAUCCAAGGAGUUCAAGAAUUCUAAAUUCAACCUGACCUUCCAUGCUGUUAUGGAGGGAUAUCUGUCAAGGUAAAGGAGAUAGCUCAAUGUAUAUCUUUGUAUAUUUAGACUUAUGGUGUGUGGCCCCACACAUGAUAGAGGUGACCCUAGAUUAGAGGGCAGAAUAGAAUUAAAAUCAGUUCUGGUAGCCAGGUGGGCACUCAUACAUUUUUUUGGUUCCACUUUUCUCUCUUUACUGCUCAAAUUUAUAUAGACUAAAUUAUGGAGGGAGCAAAAUAAAGUGAAAAGAGCCUGGGAAUAAGCCAUGAGUUUGAGUUCUAGCUCUGCCUUUACUUAGGUAUAGUAUUAUAGACAAUAAAACUAUUCGGAAUCUUUCCAUUUUCUCUUCUAUAAAACAAAAUAGUUGGAAAAGACCCAGCUCUUCAGUUUAUUGAUUGAAUAAUAUUAGUAAACAACAGAACUACCUUUACAGGUGUAUGCAAACAUUGUGCUAAGCUCUUUACCUCAUUCUGUAAUCAAUAUUCACAGUAACCCUUUGAAAUAGGUACUGUUAUUAUUCCUGCUUUACAGAUGAGUAAAGUGAGGCAUAGAAAGUUGAAAUAACUUGCCUAAGGUAAAUCAUAGAGCUAGGAUUCAUACCCAGUCCAUCUGACUUACCAUCAAUGAUCUCAAUGAGGCAUAUAAAGAUAGAAAAAAGUUUAGAGUUAUUUAAUAAUUCUUCUAAGGGGAUUUCGGAUUGGUUGGUGGGUGAUCUUGUUCUUUCAACUGUGGCAAGCAUUAGUGAGGCCUGGUUCAAAUUUAUAUUCUGUAGCUACCAUACUCACAGCCUCUAGGACAGCCAUUAAUUGCCCUAAGCUCAGUCUUCUUGCCUGGGAAGCAGUGUAAGGGGAAAGAGCAAUCACAAUUACAGAAAAUGGUUAUAAAGUGCUCAUAAAAAUGCAAAUAAUAGUAUUAAACUAAUCCAUUGCCUAUUUCAGAUCACUUUGCUAACUUCACUAUCUGUUUCUUAAAAUUCUCCAACAUAGCCUAAGAUAACAUAGUAAAGGUUUGUUGAAAGGACUGUAGACUACCCCCAAAUUCCCUUUUUCCCUGCUUCUCAAAAUAAAAAGGGAAAUAGAGAUAAGCUAUUCUUAUUUUUUAAUUUAUAUGAUCAUUCAAAUGAUUGGGGCAAUUUCAUUAUAUGCCACAACCUUUCCAAGGCAUGGAACAUGACCAUAAAACAGAGAAUUAUGCUUCAGUAAUAUGUAAGGGAAAUUUCUGGAAGUAACAUGUCCACUGUUUUCCUUGGGCUUUGUCUUCAAAUAAAGAUGAAAGAGAAGAUUAAGCUAUUUAUUCUCUGUCAUUGUUUCAGUUACUCUUUCUAUGACAAAAUGGUGUUGUAUUAGUGAGUAUUAGUAUUAGUGCAAUUCAGUAUUCCAAGUUCUAGUCUUCUCAAAACUUAGCAAAUCAAAGAGUUUGAAAGUUAUUUGGUGCUUUGUAAUAAGUUUGAUUUGUAAUCUGUUUUGUUUUAUUUAAAUAGUUCUUCAUUGGUUUUAACAGAACCAUUUCCUUUACUCAAUGGUAAUCCAUUUGGCCCAAUCUUUCUGCCUAACUCACUUGAAAGUCCUCAAGUGAGCAAGUCUCUAAAAAACAAGCAGAAAUGAAGUAAGAGAACAUUGCCUUUGAUUGUUUUACCUCUGGCUAGCUGAUAAGAGAGCAUAAUAGUCUCAAAAUCUGAUAAAUAAAUCAUUUUAAGGGGAGUAUCUUUCUCCACAUUGGGGAAAAAAUAAUAGUUAUGUUUAGAUUGUCAAAUGUAAAUGUAAAUGUAGAACACUAGUCUUGAAAAAUAUAAUUCAACCCAUUAGCAGAAUAAAUGUUUAGUCUCCAUUUUUUUAAUACUUUUUUCUCAUCUUUUUAAAAUUGUUUAGUUUUUUUUUUUUUUUUUUUUUUUAGAAUAUGUCCGAGUCUAAAUGGCUCCUAGGUUCUAUGCCAUUGUUAUCUAUGAAAGAAAAACCAAGGGUGGCGCUUGCAUUUGCAGUAUUCUUCCAAAACAUUUUUCUUCUGAGUAAAAGUGUGCUCAACAAGUGGAGAUAGCUCAGACAUCUGGAAGCCAGGACUUACUAAACAAGAAGAUGCCAGGGCAAAUUUGUGCCACAGUCAAUAGGUUUCACACUCUUGAAGGCAUGGUGCCAGUUGUCAAUGUGCUUUCCUGAGCAUCCUUUCCCUCUAGCAUUUUUCAGGGACCUACCAGCACCUCUCUGUCUUGCCCACUUGUACGUGAUGUUUCCCUCAAGUGGUGCCAAACUGUUUAGUCUCUUGUAUAUUUCACUGUAACUUCCUUUGUUUGAUUGACUUUAAAGUAGCCAAGUGCUUCCACAAAGAAAGGACUGUUAAGUUAUUUAGAAAUGAAGAAGACAGUAAAACUCCUGUUUCUUUCGUUUCUGUUUUGGGAAGUGCCUGAUAAUUUUUUCUUCUUAUGGAGUAGAUUUUAAAGCUAUAAAUCGUGCCAUUCUGUUCAUCAGUCACUUGUUUCCUUCUGCUAAUUACUUGCAAUUUUAAAAUGUAUCAAUUUUGAAAUCUAGAGCCCCCAAAGAUUGAAGUUUAGCAAAUUUAUUAAAAUAAAAUGUAUCUUCAUGGCUCAGUCACUUUCAUCUUCUAAUUUUUUUAGCUACUCAAAAUAAUUAUAAUUUUUAAAUUAACUAUGAAAUACUUUACAUGGCCGCCAUCCCCUCACUCUUUGCUAACAGCGUAGUGCAUGAUGUUUUAACUUUAAGCAAUUAUAAAAAUGAAAUUUGAAUACACAUACCGGGAAGUAAAAAUGACUAAGCCAAUGUUUAAAUUUUAGAUUUAGACAAGAGGUGUUGGCAUUUGAUAUCUAAAAAGAUAGAUUUUAAGUAGUUGUUUUAGAAAGAAAAUAGUAAAAAGAAAAAUUAUCAGUAAAUAAAAAUAGAUUUCCAACUCAAUUAUAUAGGCUGUGCUAAAGCCAAUCAGACAGGGCACAGUGAAGUAUUAAUUUAUCAACUAUCUAAUGUCUUUGGUCACUAUUGAUGAUGAAAUUUGAUACAUCAAACCAAAAAAGAUCUAAACAUUUUCUUUCCAGUUAUAGUUUUACAUGUUUACAUUAGACAAAGUCCUAAAACUUUAAGCCAGAAGAGAGCCUUAAGUAUUACUAUCUAUUUCUAUUUGAAGUCAUUUUAUAGAUGAGAAAAUGAGGUGGCUUUUGCCACUAAUAACAAGUGAGGAUUAAAGUACCUAAUGUACUCCAAAUAACUUUGUAAAAUAUAGAGCACAUUCUAAAUGAAAAGUAAUUUUAUUAUGGCAUGACUUCUCCAAAGUCUUAAGGUGAAUUAGUGGGAUUCAGGUAUUAAAGUAUAGGUCUGAUCAUAAAUCUGGCUUAUUGUUCAUCUUCAGCAAAAGGCUAGAUAUGUUUGAGAAAGACAUGGGACAUUCUCUCUUUUGUUUACAUUGACUUUUACACUUCUUAUUCUUCAUUUACGUUUCUUGAGUAAAAGGUAUACAUAAGUGUCUUAAUAAUUUCAAGUAAGAAGAACUAAUUUAGUAUGCCUGAAAAUUUAGUGAUCAAAACAUAGCAAGAACUAGUUGGAGUGAGUUACUUUAAAUGCACCUGGUUUUAAUUUCAGAAUUUUUAAAAAAGUCUUAAAUUUUUGAGGCUUUUGAUUGUUGUUUGCUUUCUCACUAAUUCCAAUGUCAAAGUUUAGGUAGUAAAAAUACCCUGUGGUUAGUGUAACUGCCCUUAACUUCUUUCUAUUUCUUUCUUUCCUCUCUCUGAAACUGAAGAUGAUAAAUUGGAAAGUUUUACCACUUGGAUUGGUAAGCCUUGGGUUCUCUCUGCCACUUUGCAGAGCUGUUAGCAUGGAACGUUGAACUUGAGAUGGUGAUUCCAGUUUGACCCUCUCCCUACACCCUAGAAUGUUUCUGCACAAUGAACCAGAUUAUGUAAAGCUCUCACAGCUCAAAUAUGAUUUCUUGACUCUUGAGUCAUAUUACCAAGAUCCUAGUGGAGUUAGGUACAAUGGUGUUGGCAGUUGCCUUGUAAAUAGUUUAAAUCAAAUAAGUCUAAUUCACAGCAUAUAGAGACACAUUUUUAUGUAUUUAGCUAACUUAAAAUGAGUCUUAGUAUGUGUAGACCCCUGAGUUAAACUGACACUGCAAGUAUUUUGCCAUAAAAUUUGGAUAAAUAAUAAACUAUUAAUGUAAUUAUUUAAAUGUGGGGAAAAAUCAAGGGAAAAUGACUCAAGGAAUUGAGCAUCUUGGGAUAAUAUUUAUUAAGGGAAAUUAUUCCAGAAGAUCCUUGACAGUCUAAUGUUAGCUCUUUUUUCUCCAUAAUUUCUAAUCAUUAUUUAUAUUACGAAGUAGAACAAAGUAAAAGAAGAUUCCUUAGUAUAUAAUGUAAGAAAUGAAAAGAAAAUUUCUAAUUCUUAAGUGAGUAAGAAAGCUUAGUGUUUUGGUUAUUGGAAUAAGAUAUAGAAAACAUGAAUUAAAAAGCUAAAAUGAGGCUGGGCGCAGUGGCUCACGCCUAUAAUCCCAGCACUUUGGGAAGUCAAGGUGGGCGGAUUACUUGAUGCCAGGAGUUUGAGACCAGCCUGGCCAACAUGAUGAAAUCCUGUCUCUAAUUAAAAAAAAAAAAAAAAAGAGAAAUCCCUCCCGCAAAAAAUUAGCUGGGCGUGGUGGCACACACUGUGAUCCCAGCUACUAGAAAGGCUGAGGCAGGAGAAUCACUUGAAACCCGGAGGCAGAGGGCAGUGAGCUAAGAUCACAUCCACUGAACUCCAGCCUGGACAACAAGAGUGAAACUCCAUCUCAAAAAAAAAAAAAACAAAGCGAAAAUGAGGCCGGGCCAGUGGCUCACGCCUGUAAUCCCAACACUUUGGGAGGCCUAAGAGGGCGAAUCACUUGAGGCCAGGAGUUCAAGAUCAGCCUGGCCAACAUGGAGAAACCCUGUCUCUACUAAAAACACAAAAAAUUAGCCAGGCGCAGUGGCACAUGCCUGUAGUUCCAGCUACUGGGGUGGCUGAGGCAUGAGAAUCGCUUGAGCCUGGAGGCAGAGGUUGUAGUGCACCAAGAUCGCACCACUGCACUUCUGCACUCCAGCCUGGGUGCUGGGUGAUGGGAGUGAAACCCUGUCAAAAAAAAAAAAAAAAAAAAAUGAAAGUGGAGAUUUUAUUGAGGGAAAAUCCAUUUGCAGGCUAGGAGAAUCAUUUGUGUAUAAAAAGGAAAGGCACAGAUUUUUUUUUUAAAAAGAGAGACUAAAAUUUUUAGUAGCUCCUCUUGAUUAAAACAGUGGACUUCCAACUUCCUCUCUACCCUCAAUGUCAGAAAAUCUAUGGAAAAUAUGGCUUAAGAAUAUUAUCAUCACUUGAGAAUAAAGAAACAGAGGGAUUUACCCUCCAUCUUCGUAUUCCAUUGCCUAGAAAACUUCCCCUUGGCUCAAACAUGUCAUCAGAUCAGACCCUGUGCUAUGAUUCUGCUCCUAGGACGCCAAACUGUGGGGCUUUUUUUGAAACCCUCCCUUAGCUAUUCUAACUUCCAUAACAUUUUCAUAGGCCAUCCUCUUACCUAUCUUAUCAAUUAAUACCAUAACUAACAUUUUAGUUAUCUGGGAUUUUAUUUAGGUCUGCUUAGAUUGCAAGUUUGAAUGUUUGAGACUCCACUUUCCUUGCAGGAUUCAGGCUAAUACAUGCCAAGGAGGCUUAGAUUUCUUUCUGUUUAAUUGUAAGGAUGGAAGUGAAAAGCAAAGAAAGUUUUUGUCAGUUGGUGGUAGUUGAUUUUUGGUUUAUUUUAAAAAGCUGUCUGCAGUUUUCUUGAUCAUUUAAGAAAUUUGUUGACAUGGGACUUUUAAUAGAUUAUCCUGCUUUUAAACAAUGCUGGCAUGGGUAAUGACCUCACUGGUGGGCACAGAACAAUAAUAAAGAUAGAAUUUUUUUUUUUGGUAUUUUCAAAAAAUUUAAAGUUAUGAAACAUUUUUAGACUAUCCAGUGACAACAUGCAUUUCCAGUAUACUUUUGUGUGAUGGUGAGAAGCUAGGGACCUUCUAAUGGGUCACUAAUGAAAUGGACUCCAACUCCCACUCUGGAUCUCUCACUCAUAAUCCACAAGGAUUAAUUUAACCUGCCAGAGGCUACCCAUUUAGCAAGCUGAAAGGACACAGUGCCCCCCAAUGCCUGUAGCCCUUGUCCGCUGUGAUUGCUAUUGCUGGCUUCAUUCUAUAAGUGAGUCAGAUGAUUUAGAUACAUAUAUGUUUACUAAUGCAAUGGGUAUGUUUUUCUUGGCCAGGCUCAGUAUAUUAUUUGUGUUCUUGUCAGGGAGAGCUACCAGUGAAUUUUUUCCUGCUGUAUUUUAACACUCAGGAACUGGUUGUGCAAAGUUUAUUUGCAUCUUUCUUGUGCAUUGCAUGGGAGUGUCCUUGAGAAUAUCUUGUCAAGAUUUGCUAGUAUUGUUUUUUAAAUAUUUAAAAAUCAGUAUCAUUUAAUUUCAGAGAAUUUGCUUCAACUUAUUGGAAUUAAUUAAAAAUGCUUUUGUAUUUAUAUUUUUUCUUUUACAUAUUUAAAGUAUUAAGACAAAAUCAUUGUCUAAUGCUGUCUGCCAUAGUAAAAUUUUCAAACUGAGAAAGGUCACAUACUGCUUUUCAAGACUCUUUAGGCCCCUUAAUACAAUGCUAAAAUAGAAGAACUUUGUCAAAAAUAAACAAAAGUAUGAACUCCUUGGUAGGAGUAGAUUCUCUUUGUUUUAAAAAAGUUAAAUACAUUGUGUUAAAAUGAGCAAAAUAUGAGCUCCUUUUUGUAAAGUUAAUAAAGGAGGAAUAGAGAUUAGGAAAAAUUCAGAAAUUUCCGAUCACUGCUUUUCAAAUCUAACCACAUGAUCCAGGACUUCAUUUCCCAGAAAACUCUGCAUCUGCCCGAGGGAACAUUAGUUAUGAGACAGUGCAGAGAUUUCUAAGGCCCAUUUCUUCACUUAAAGUUUAUUUGCUCUCAAAGCUUCCUGUGGUACCAGGAUAGAGCAUUAAAUAGCGUUAUUCUCUUUGAGUUAUAGCUCUUUCUUAUUUUCGUGUUGUUAGAUCCAAUGUAGCAUGGUAAUAAAACAUAUUUGAAGCAUCCCUUCCUGCAUACACAGCGCUCUUACCUGUGUUCUCGUAUGACACUCACCCUGAGGAAGGUCUUAUUGUAUCCCCAUUUUCAGAUAUGAAACUGAGAUUCGGGAAAGAUAACCAAUUUGUCCAAGUCCUUUACCUACUAAAUGGCAAGAUGUAGAAUCAAAUCUUGUUCUCUUUGCUCAAAAGUUGAAUGAUUUAAAAAUAAAAGUUAAAGGGAAAUCCACAAUUUAAUUUAUUAUAUUCUCAUAUAACUUGUUAACAAAACAUAUCAUCAUAGAAUUUUAAAGCUAGAAAUCAACGAAGUCUUGUUUUUCAGACCUCAGUUUAGAUAUCAUCUCUUUAGAAAGACCUUCUUUUAUUACCCUAAUUCAGCAGCUUGUUGGUUUUACAAUUUACUAUCACAAUUUAUGGUUUUUGGUUUUGAUCAUGGAACUUGGUUUUUACUGAUAUCUUUCAUUAGACUGUAAAGUUACUGAAGACAUGAAUUGUGUCUACCAUGUUCACUAGUGAAGCCCCAGCAGUUAGACUAGCUAUAGGCACACGGUAGGCAUUAGAAAAAAUAUUUUUUGAUCAAUUGCAUGAGGUUCAGAAACUUAAUCUAAUUUGUCCAGGACCCAGGUAUUUGUUAGUGGUAAAUCCAUUAGAACCCUGGAAUCCUGUUUCCUGUUGUGCGGCAAUGGCUACAUGUAGGGUCCUGCCAUGCCUAAUUCCAGCUUUCUAAUUGUUAGGUUGCAUGAGAAACCCUCAUCUGGUUCCCAAUGACCCCCCGCCAAAGUAUCCUGAAAAAAGGGAAAGCUUAUUCCUACCCUUCUCUUUCAUCCAGAGUCAGAUAACAAAGAACAAAGUUGUCAGGGACAAAUGCUUGCUUCCUGUGAGCAGAAAUGUGAAGCAUGGUUUUGGUUGGGGUUUUUGUUGUUCAGUUGGUUUUUGGUUCAGUUUUGCAAUAUUUGGCUUACUAUUCUCUCAAAAAGUCUGCAUCCUGUGGACAAGAAUCUAAGCCCUUUGGAGACUGGCAAUGGCUAUUCCACACUCUCUGGGGAGCCUAUUUAUGAGCACAUGUGUCUGUAACUCAGCCACUCUCCAUAUCUGUUGGAGAAUAGCAGCCUAAUUAUCUGCCAUCAUUUGGUUAUGUUUUUCAUUCCUGGCAUAUUGGUGACACUCCUCUCACCUCAGCCACAUAUUCAAUUAAUUCAUGUGUUACCACAUUGAGCUUAACUGUGAAAAUCUGAGCAAAAUGCAUACUUGGUGCAGUUAUCCUUAUGUCAGGUAGUCUGUGGUCAGUCACAGCUUUUAGCCAAUAGAUAAAAAGUUGUAAAGUGUCUUAAUUUGAGAAAAUUGGCUAAACCAAAGAAGCAUGAAUGGAUAGUUACCAACAGCCGGAUUUCUCCAAAUAAACUCUUUUUUUACAGUAUAACUUAAACAUAAGGCCAUUUUGAGUUAUGGUGCUUUUCAUUUGACUUGCUUCAUCUAUCUUUCUGGCAAUUCUUGUUUACGCUCCUUAGACUGGUGAAUAAUCUAAACGUCAACCAGAGAGUCUGAACUUCUAUGAGUAACUCAUGUGUCACAUAAUCUAUGUGACAUAGUACUGCAUCACACCUGCAGCAGCAUGCUAUGGGAAUUCUGUACUUAAUUAUAUAUGCUGCUGUCAACAAUGAAAAGAAGGUGUUCAAGUAUCAAAGAACCAACGGAAACUUCCACCCAAAAGCAAAGCCAAAGUGAGAAAGGUACCAUGAGCUCAGAUUAUUUUGAAAUUUACAGAUAAAACCUAGCUUCAAGUACAAAUACUGUGGAAGAAAGAGCACGCACUUGGUCUCAGACACCUUGGCAGCCACUUUACAUGUUAUUCCUAAUCUUCCCAUUUCAAAGAUAGAAAAUUCUAGUCUCUAAGAGACUCAAUGACUUGCUAAGUUUCUCAGACUAAGUUACAGUACAUAUUUUAUUUCCAGACUCAGUUGAAUUCUCAGAUGCUCCUAUGUCAUAUUUUAUUUCUGGACUCGGUUGAAUCCUCAGAUGCUCCUAUAUCAUUCUAUUAUGAGGUUGGGUUAGCUGAGGUCACUGGUAAGGCAAACCUGCAACCAGCACCCCCUCUACUUCGUGUUUGCAGUAGAAGCUGCCUCUAUAAACCUUCCGUGAACCCAACAAACCUAUACAUCUUGAGGUACAUUGUUGUUCAAAGCAUCUCUCCAUCUCUUCUAAAUUAUGAUAGCUAACAAUGGAAAACACAAAAUACAUAACAAGCCCAACUACCUUUUUUAAUAGGAUAAAAUUGCAUAAGAAAUUGCUAAGUCUAUGAUAUUUAUGUCUAUUUUAUAACUAUGUUAUGAAACUAUUUUCAUCUUUUAUAGUUUUAGUUAAUAGUUUAUAUGUGCAAACCUCCAAUCUGUUACAAAUUUUCCUCAAUUUGCUGGUGCAUACUCUAGCUUAGGGAUUACUGAAAUAUCAAAACACAUAAUAAUAUAUAUGCUUUCAGGGUAGAAAAGGAUAGAUCUAUGUAGUCCAAAGUUUUCUUUUUUUUUUGAUAGGCCCUAGAGUUGAUCUUGAAAAUUGCCUGAUUAGUAGGCUGUCCCAGCCCUGAGAAAUCGCUAAUCCAGAAGUGGCAAUUCCCAAGGCAGGUUUUGAAGCAUUCCAUUGUCUUUUACCUCAAGGGAUGUAUGAAAGUCACUAGCUGAAAUCAAUACAAUUAAUAAUAAACACAAUGUAUUCUACGUGGUGUUUUUAAGGAGUAGAGUAAUAAUCUCAAAAACAAGCUAUGAUAGAUUUUUGUAGCUGCAAAAAAUAUUAGAAACUUCAAUAAGGCAGGAUUUAAAACAACCUAAGAGGUACUAUAGACUGAAAAUGGAAUUCACUUCUUAAAGAGAAUCAUGACCAAUACGUAAGGGUUACGAAAAGAAAGCAGAAUAUUUGAGUGGUAGUUUCCCUGUUCUGUGUAACUACUUUCACCUCAGAUAUGAAGGUCCUAAAACAUAGAUGUUAUUUUUCACUAGUCAGGAAAGGACACUAGACUGGAUGGUCUGUGGGUCUGAUCCACGGUAAGUCUUCUGACUGUUGAAAAAUACUAUAAGUUGUAGAGCUUCUAGCUGCGAAAUGUUUCAAAAUAAACCUUUGUCAUCUACUUUGGAAUCAUAUUAAUGCCCUGUGGCCUUGGAAUUGACUCUAGAAGCUUUCAGUUAAAUAUUAACCAUUAUACCUGUACAGAAAAAGUUGUAGAAAGGCUUAAAAGGAAAAACAAAAGAGUAACUGAAUAAUGUACCUUGAUUCCUUGAUUUUUCUCAGUUACUAUGAUGAUUUUUGUCAUCUGUUGAAAAAGGUUUCUGCUAAAUUUAAUUAUCAGACCAUCAUCUCAAAUCUUCAAAGUUCCUUUUUUUGUCUUUCUCUAUUAACAGACAAAUUAAAAGGGAAGGAUCAAGUAUAUGAAAUGAAAUUGUGAUGCUCCAGGAACAGUUUUAGGUCUUAUGUUUCUCAUUGGAAGAAAAGUCCUCUGUCAAAAAGAAAAUUUCGAAAAGUUUAAAUUAUCUAAAAAUAUACAGUGCCCCUAAACCUAACAUAUAUAAUGAGUGUAUGGCCUGGAAAUCCAAUCUCUUCAUAGGCUAUUCGGACAUGCAAUAUCAGGACCAUACUUACAGUUAAAAAAAAAAAAAAGAUAAAGAAAAUUCUUCUUUAUCUGAAUUCAAAUUUAACUGUGUGCCCCGAAUUUUUAUUUGCUAAAUCUGGCAACCUUAUAUAUGUGGAAACAUAAUAUAGUUUAUAAAUAUUAUAUAUAUAGUUUAAAAUGCAUAGUGAAUAUAACAGUCUUUAGGUAUAAAUAGUUACAGUAUCUUUUGUGCAUUUGAUUACAUCACUACAGCAACUUUCAGAGUUGAGAGAAUGUUGGAUCAGGAGAAAUUGCUAUAAACAUUCUUAUGGGAAUCACUUUGGGUCUAGGAAAUGUCAAUUUUUUAGUGUUCCAAUAAUGUGUGUUAUAUCAUCUCUUGAGAAGUUUUCAGAAAUUCUGAGAAAAAUGGACAGCAGAAAAGGGUUAGAUAGAUAGGAAGAAAUAUCUAAUAAUUUGGGGGGAGCUGUUCAAGCCCUAAUCUCGGUUAGGAGAUUAGUUAUAGAGCAGCUAUAUUCAAAUUUGUUUGAUCUUUUGAUAUUUUUCAAUUCUGUAUGAAGGCAUUAAUGGUUUUUCCCUGCUUUGCCUUUUAAUAUGUCACUUGAACAGAUACUUGUCCUCUAACUAGCAAGUAGAAUUGAUUCUAUUGUUGCUUCAUCAUAAUUUUUGAUGCAGAAUAAUGGUAGAUAUAUUCAUGCUUGUUUUUCGUUGGAUACUUACUUAUUGAUUACUAAAUUGCUGAGCAGUUAAGAAAAGAAUCACUCAAUUCUAACAUGUUCAGAAGAGUUUCUUUCUGAUUUGGCACAUGGACAGUGAGAAUGAUCUCACUGUGUUUGUUCCCUGGCACACCAAAGGUUUGCUGCAGAUGUUAGUACAGCAGAACUUGUUUGCUAAGAUGACCCAUUAUGGAACACUAGCUGAUUAAGCAGACGUUAAUGGAUAAUUGCAUGUCCAUUAUUACUUCUUUGACCAUGCUACCAACUCAAUUCAAUUGCACUUGCUUUUCAAAUAAGACAAACCUGUCAAUAAAGAAACUGGACAUCAAGUUUCAAAUGAUUGGUAGAGUUUAUAGGGAAACACAAAAAGGAGGGAAGAGAUAAGAUGCACAUUGUCAAAUAAUCUGAAAUGUUAAGAAUUGUGGAAAUUGUGAGUUUCAUAAGGAGUUUUAGACAAAUCACACUAUAUCCCCUAUUCUGUUUAUUUCUUUUUCAUUUAAAACUUAGAUUUGCUUUACUUCUUUGGGUCUUCAUUUCUUCCCAUGCAAAAUUCCUGAAAGUCAAAAGGAAGAUUAGAAGCUAGCCAUUUUACCACUAAAGAAACUGAGCCCCAAGAAGUUAAUUCAGCUUACCCAAGAUUACAUAUUUGCUUAGGGCCAGAGCUAAGACAGGGACAGACUCUGUUUACUUCAUUUCUCACUAAACUGUACCACUGCAGUUUCAACUUCUUUCUACCACUACUAGCAUUCUGUGCCUUCAGGAGGAAUUUUCAGCCCCUUCACUUUCCUGAUGCCCGGGAAUUCUUUUUAAGUUAUGACUAACAAAGUAUAAAACAUGAGUCAAAAGUUAGUCCCUAAUAAAGUCAUUGUGACUUUAAUGACUUCGGCAGUUGUUUCAUUCUGCAAAAACAGGAAGAUCCCACACAAUAAGGCGCCUGUCUCACAGCUGGGCUCCUGCGUAGACGGCCACCCACAAGAGUAACUAACUGCUGGGGCUGCCUUCCUCUCUUUGACACCUUUUUAUUCUCUGUUCUUACAGUUCUCUCCUACUGACCUCAUCCUGAGAUUAUCCAUGAGAGAAAGGUACCUGCUUUAGCUAGUCUUUGAUAGGGUGAAGAAUAGUUUUAAUCACUUAAGAGUCACUCCUAAGUGAUUUUCAGGUCACCCUCAACAGGCCUAAAUUAGUCUUAGAAGAAGCUCUUUCAUGGGCUUUAUACUAGCUUCUUGUGUUAUCACUAUUCUGGACUGUUUUAUUCUCAAAAACAUAAAAUCCCCAAAUUUUAGAUUUGAGAAGAGCCUGCGAUCAUUCCAGUUCACUCCUCCUAUGUGAUUAGUUUAACUAAGAACUCAUUACCAAGAUAGUGCCUAUCUUGCCUGCGGAUCUCUGCAUAAAGCUCAAACUAAUUCUCCCAUGAGAAAUAUAGAAAAGUGAAGAAGUGUCCUAUCACUUCAGAAGAAACUGGCUCAGAAGAAAUAAUCUCUGUAUGCAGUGUUGAAACUGAAGAAAAAUUGAAGCCAUCAAACAAAAUGUUCCUAUCAAGUGUAAUUGAAUUUUAGCUUUUAUUACCUAGUCUCUACUUUUAAAAUAACUUUUCACUAUUAAAGGAACUUAUUGCAAAAAUCAGACAAUUUUAUAGAAAAGGUAUAUUCUAGGCCAAUAAUAUUAAAUCACGUAUCUAGAAAAUAUACCUUCUUCCCUUUUCAAAAAAUAGCUGCAAUUUCUAGCAGUGUAUGUGAAUCUAGUAUUGGGCAUAAGCUUAAGAAGGCAUCGGAGGAAUUUUUUGUUACUAAGAAUUUAUUUACAAACUUUGCUUGUCUGUGUUGAAAAGGGGCAUUGGCCAUUUCCUCUGGGGACAUUAUUUCUAGGUAGGCUGUAACAGGGUUUUCCUGUGAAGGCAGAUUCUUAGGGAAAAUAGUAUCUGUGUACAUGAGAUGGUAGAGACACAUUUAUCUUUAAAAUAAUGUGUUCCUGUUUGUGGAUUUCUCUACCGCACUUAAUAAAGUAAAUAAUGCUCGUUUUCUUCCAAUCCAGUAACUCCUUGGGGCACAGUUUCACCCAGGAGCUAUUUUACCUUCGAGUCUGGAUGAAAUAUGUAACUUAAUAAAUAGACUCCAAAAGUCUUACACUAUGAAACUCUGAGGGAUGAUAAAUGCUUCCCUUCCUUUGUUAUGGUCUGAAGCAUUUUCAAUUUGAGUUGUUUUCCUCAGUCAUGUAGAGGGAGUUUUGUUUUCUGGGAAGUCUUGGUUGCUGGUAAAUAAUGUGUCCAAACUGUAGGAGGCAACCACAGAAUUUAUCAUACAAGUAUGAAAUGUUAGCGUUGAUCAUUCUCAUUUUACACAUGAGAGGUGAUGUAACUACACAGGAGAGUGAGAGCUGAGAAUGAAAAGUCAAGAUUUGUCUACUACAUUGUGGCUGCCUCUGGCUCAACAGAAACACUCCCAUGUGGGAGUCAGAUGCUGAAAGCCCAACUAAGCCUAGCUCCUCAACUGUCUCCUCAGGCUUAACUUCAAACAUAAUUCAUAUCUAUUCUAUUUCUUAAUGUGUCUCAUCACACAGUUAAACACUAGUCAUACUAAGUGGACUCUACAUAUACUAGAAUGUAAAAGAUACCCUUCCACCCCCCACCAUCUGCUCCUUGAAGGCCAUGUCUGCCUUUCUUAGUUUGUACAGAGCCCAACAUAAAUGGGCCCUUCAUAAGUGCCUUUUGAUGAGAGCAAUGAUUGCCUUCAUGUCAGUGUGGUUGGGCCCUCCCUUAUGGAGGAGGAAAACCAACAGUUGUUGCUAAGCAACAUGUAAAGGACUAGGUUAGUUUCUGACACUAAGUGACCACCAUUUGCAUACUUCGCCAUGUUGUGUGUUUUAUGGUUGCCUUAAGAUGACUUUGUUUUUUGGUAGCAUUGCUGUGCCCUUAGCAAAAGGCUUAUAGGAGAAGUAGUUUAGGCCUGGGAAGGAGGAAGGUGAUAUUCAUCUGUUAAUGACUUACAUGAGUACACUGAUUCCUUCAGUAAACUAUGCGGGAAAAGUGAGGAGUUUGGUUUAUUUUCAGCCCUGCAGCUGAGAGCCACCUCCCUGAUUCCAUAUUGAAAGUGAUUGACAAUGUAUCCCAACAGGGUCCUGUGGCAAUGGGAGAAUAUAGAAAGAAAAUAAACAGAGAAGUCUUUCCUCUUAUAGCCCUUUAUGAUUCAGUUUCUACCUGCUCCUAUCUUCUGAGCAGAGAUGCUGAUACAGCUAAUAAAGAACUGGUCCUACCCUCUCUAGACUGUUUGCUGUUGUGGUUAAACAACAUGCCCUAAUAUAUCUAUUCCUACUAGAAUGAAAGCUGAUUAAAAGCAUGAAAAGAGUUUUUGUUUGUUCCUUUGUUUUUUUUCACUGCUAUAUCAUCACUCUUUUCCCUGGUCAUUUUAGGUAUUCAGUAAAUGGUUGGCAAAUACGUGAAAAAAGGGCAUUAUUGAACUAAUACAAACCUGAUUGACUCUAAAACAUUCCUAAGUAUUUCAGAGAGACUAAAGGAGCCAAAAUGAGACAAUUGUUUGAAUGUUAUAUUUGCCUAAGUCUAGUGCAGAGAAAAUUAUGGAAGAAAUCAUGUCUCUAAGCUUUUUACAAAAUAUUUUUACAAUGAUCCAAUUAAAGUUUACUUCUUUGCCAAAAUUCAGCUUAUCUGUCAGAGCAUAUAAACUUGUUUUCUUCAGCUUCUGAGUCUUCAGCCUAGGUGCUUGUCUUUUGAGGAUUUAAAAUGAGAGGCCAUUGUGACUGAGCAGUUGUGUCUUUAAAACUAAAUAAUUUGGAAUUCAUGUGAUUCACCUGGGAUUCAAAAUUGCACAGAGGUUCAAUAAGUAAAAUACGCUAGCUGAGAUGAUUGAUUCAGAGAUGCCUGGUUACAAACAUAUUGUAUCAUGGGAAACACACACACAUACGCAAGCAGGGUUACCCAGAAGGAGGACGAUUGGACAUCUUUGAGAACAACGCAUGGUGCAAUGAGCCAGCAGGCAGAAAUACUGACUUGCAUUGGCUUCACCUCCAAAAGCCAGGUCUCCUAGGCACAGGCGAUGGCGUGACCCCGGGCUUGGAUGCUUGAAAUAAAGCUAUUGUUGGAUGCGGAUGCUUAUUUGAAAGGGGAAUGCCUCACAGGAAAAAGAGCCAAUUGCAAGUUGGGGUUGUUGCCAUGGUGAUUUGCUAUUCCUUCAACUUGCUAUAAAUGAAAUCCUGGUAGUACAGGGGUAGGGUAACAGAGGGGAAAGAUGAGGAGGGAAAUGGGAUGAACCUGGGGCGGGGAAUCCCACUGCAGUAAAGCUCUAGUGUUUCCCCUUGCCUGUGCUUUAACGCUGACAAGGAGAAGGGAGGGGCUGAGAAGAAGGGAGAGAGAAACCUGCAGGGAAGGAAUGACUUUCUCAACAUGCCCUGGAUUGCUAAAAUAAAAUAAAAAUUAAUUUAAAUCCUCAGAUUUCUAAUGUGAGUUAGAAGAUGUAACACUAAAUCUCAAACAAGUCACCAUUCUUUCAGUAAAUGAAUGUUCAUGUUUCCUAACACACUCUGGAUCCUAGAUGGAAAGGUUAAAAGAGUUUAAUACAUUUGUCGAAUGCAAUCUAAAAUGCAUAUUAAUGAGCUGAUGGAGGGUAGAAACUUACACGCUGCAUAGGAAGUACUUUUCAAAUAAAAUAAAUUAAUUCCAUUCCCAUUCAUUUUACUAUGAAAAGAGGCUAAAUGCAUUGGCACACGCUUGGUGUGUGCAACAAAUAAUCCUCCAAAAAGCUAGUUCACAAAAAUUCUUGUGUACCGGCAGCCUAGUCUGAAAACAGCCAUGGUCCUAACCUUUUUUAAAUGUUUGUUUAAAUGUUCAGAAAGUCGAUUAAUCAAAUGCAUCAUCACUUUGAUCAAUUAGAGCGGCUGGAUUUUUGUGCAGAGGCUGCAUCUGCAGAAUUCUGGUCUGCAGUGGAGAGAGAGGGUUAAGGAACACCUAGUUGAAAUGGGGGAGGGUACCGACUUCAGAUUUACUUAAAUAUUCAUGGGGCUUCCUCCAUAUUAAUCUUCUCCUUUUUAAAAGAUGGCUGUGUUUCCUAGUCUGGCAACUCCUCAGGAAAGAAGAAUUGCUUCUUCCUUGCAGAGUUCAGCUGAGUAGGACUAAUGUAGAAGAGUGGAAACCCCUUCGGCCACCAGGGCUAUUCAUAAUUCAUAAGUGCUUCAAACCAGCCAGCUGAAUACAUUUGGACAGGCUCUUGCUCCUUCGUGCAAUUCCUGAUUUCAUUACUCUCUUCUGCCAGGAAAUAAGCAGGGAGCAUAGGCUUCUUGCAAGAAUGGAGUGCGAAGAUGGGCUUUGUUUGGCUUAGGAAAUGCCAUACAUUUUGGAGGUUUUUGUCUUUUCUAAGUUUUGAUUAUUUUAUCACUGAAUCUGCAGGGCUUUCCUGAUCCUUUCAGGAUUGCUCUCUCAGAACUGUGAAUUCUUUCAAAGGGAUUUGUGGAUUGUGGCAAGGAGAACAUUCCAAAAUGCCUGAGGCAAAUUAUUUGUUAUCUGUAUCUUGGGGUUACAUCAAGUUCAAAAGAAUGCUGAACCGGGAGCUGACACACCUCUCAGAGAUGAGCCGAUCAGGGAACCAGGUGUCUGAAUACAUUUCAAAUACUUUCUUAGACAAACAGAAUGAUGUGGAGAUCCCAUCUCCUACCCAGAAAGACAGGGAGAAAAAGAAAAAGCAGCAGCUCAUGACCCAGAUAAGUGGAGUGAAGAAAUUAAUGCAUAGUUCAAGCUUAAACAAUACAAGCAUCUCACGCUUUGGAGUCAACACUGAAAAUGAAGAUCACCUGGCCAAGGAGCUGGAAGACCUGAACAAAUGGGGUCUUAACAUCUUUAAUGUGGCUGGAUAUUCCCACAAUAGGCCCCUAACAUGCAUCAUGUAUGCUAUAUUCCAGGAAAGAGACCUCCUAAAGACAUUCAGAAUCUCAUCUGACACAUUUAUAACCUACAUGAUGACUUUAGAAGACCAUUACCAUUCUGAUGUGGCAUAUCACAACAGCCUGCACGCUGCUGAUGUAGCCCAGUCGACCCAUGUUCUCCUUUCUACACCAGCAUUAGACGCUGUCUUCACAGAUUUGGAAAUCCUGGCUGCCAUUUUUGCAGCUGCCAUCCAUGACGUUGAUCAUCCUGGAGUCUCCAAUCAGUUUCUCAUCAACACAAAUUCAGAACUUGCUUUGAUGUAUAAUGAUGAAUCUGUGUUGGAAAAUCAUCACCUUGCUGUGGGUUUCAAACUGCUGCAAGAAGAACACUGUGACAUCUUCAUGAAUCUCACCAAGAAGCAGCGUCAGACACUUAGGAAGAUGGUUAUUGACAUGGUGUUAGCAACUGAUAUGUCUAAACAUAUGAGCCUGCUGGCAGACCUGAAGACAAUGGUAGAAACGAAGAAAGUUACAAGUUCAGGCGUUCUUCUUCUAGACAACUAUACCGAUCGCAUUCAGGUCCUUCGCAACAUGGUACACUGUGCAGACCUGAGCAACCCCACCAAGUCCUUGGAAUUGUAUCGGCAAUGGACAGACCGCAUCAUGGAGGAAUUUUUCCAGCAGGGAGACAAAGAGCGGGAGAGGGGAAUGGAAAUUAGCCCGAUGUGUGAUAAACACACAGCUUCUGUGGAAAAAUCCCAGGUUGGUUUCAUCGACUACAUUGUCCAUCCAUUGUGGGAGACCUGGGCAGAUUUGGUACAGCCUGAUGCUCAGGACAUUCUCGAUACCUUAGAAGAUAACAGGAACUGGUAUCAGAGCAUGAUACCUCAAAGUCCCUCACCACCACUGGAUGAGCAGAACAGGGACUGCCAGGGUCUGAUGGAGAAGUUUCAGUUUGAACUGACUCUCGAUGAGGAAGAUUCUGAAGGACCUGAGAAGGAGGGAGAGGGACACAGCUAUUUCAGCAGCACAAAGAUGCUUUGUGUGAUUGAUCCAGAAAACAGAGAUUCCCUGGGAGAGACUGACAUAGACAUUGCAACAGAAGACAAGUCCCCAGUGGAUACAUAAUCCCCCUUUCCCUGUGGAGAUGAACAUUCUAUCCUUGAUGAGCAUGCCAGCUAUGUGGUAGGGCCAGUCCACCAUGGGGGCCAAGACCUGCACAGGACAAGGGCCACCUGGCCUUUCAGUUACUUGAGUUUGGAGUCAGAGUGCAAGACCAGGAAGCAAAUAGCAGCUCAGGAAAUCCCAAGGUUGACUUGCCUUGCUGGCAAGCUUGGUAGAGAGGGCUGAAGCUGUUGCUGGGGGCCGGUUCUGAUCAAGACACAUGGCUUGAAAAUGGAAGACACAAAACUGAGAGAUCAUUCUGCACUAAGUUUCGGGAACUUAUCCCCGAUAGUGACUGAACUCACUGACUAAUAACUUCAUUUAUGAAUCUUCUCACUUGUCCCUUUGUCUGCCAACCUGUGUGCCUUUUUUGUAAAACAUUUUCAUGUCUUUAAAAUGCCUGUUGAAUACCUAGAGUUUAGUAUUAACUUCUACACAGAUAAGCUUUCAAAGUUGACAAACUUUUUUGACUCUUUCUGGAAAAGGGAAAGAAAAUAGUCUUCCUUCUUUCUUGGGCAAUAUCCUUCACUUUACUACAGUUACUUUUGCAAACAGACAGAAAGGAUACACUUCUAACCACAUUUUACUUCCUUCCCGUGUUGUCCAGUCCAACUCCACAGUCACUCUUAAAACUUCUCUCUGUUUGCCUGCCUCCAACAGUACUUUUAACUUUUUGCUGUAAACAGAAUAAAAUUGAACAAAUUAGGGGGUAGAAAGGAGCAGUGGUGUCGUUCACCAUGAGAGUCUGCAUAGAACUCAGCAGUGUGCCCUGCUGUGUCUUGGACCCUGCCCCCCACAGGAGUUGUACAGUCCCUGGCCCUGUUCCCUACCUCCUCUCUUCACCCAGUUAGGCUGUUUUCAAUGUAAUGCUGCCGUCCUUCUCUUGCACUGCCUUCUGCGCUAACACCUCCAUUCCUGUUUAUAACCGUGUAUUUAUUACUUAAUGUACAUAAUGUAAUGUUUUGUAAGUUAUUAAUUUAUAUAUCUAACAUUGCCUGCCAAUGGUGGUGUUAAAUUUGUGUAGAAAACUCUGCCUAAGAGUUACGACUUUUUCUUGUAAUGUUUUAUAUUGUGUAUCAUAUAACCCAAACGUCACUUAGUAGAGACAUACGGCCCCCUUGGCAGAGAGGACAGGGGUGGGCUUUUGUUCAAAGGGUCUGCCCUUUCCCUGCCUGAGUUGCUACUUCUGCACAACCCCUUUAUGAACCAGUUUUGGAAACAAUAUUCUCACAUUAGAUACUAAAUGGUUUAUACUGAGCUUUUACUUUUGUAUAGCUUGAUAGGGGCAGGGGGCAAUGGGAUGUAGUUUUUACCCAGGUUCUAUCCAAAUCUGUGUGGGCAUGAGUUGGGUUAUAACUGGAUCCUACUAUCAUUGUGGCUUUGGUUCAAAAGGCAACACUACAUUUGCUCACAGAUGAUUCUUCUGAAUGCUCCCGAACUACUGACUUUGAAGAGCUAGCCUCCUGCCUGCCAUUAAGCAGGAAUGUCAUGUUCCAAUUUAUUACAAAAGAAAACAAUAAAACAAUGUGAAUUUUUAUAAUAAAAUGUGAACUGAUGUAGCAAAUUAUGCAAAUGUGAAGCCUCUUCUGAUAACACUUGUUAGGCCUCUUACUGAUGUCAGUUUCAGUUUGUAAAAUAUGUUUCAUGCUUUCAGUUCAGCAUUGUGACUCAGUAAUUACAGAAAAUGGCACAAAUGUGCAUGACCAAUGGGUUUGUAUGUCUAUGAACACUGCGUUGUUUCAGGUGGACAUUUUAUCGUUUUUAAAUGUUUCUCACAAUGUAUGUUAUAGUAUUAUUAUUAUAUAUUGUGUUCAAAUGCAUUCUAAAGAGACUUUUAUAUGAGGUGAAUAAAGAAAAGCAUGAUUAGUC